AGUAAAUAAACUGUCAAAAAAGUAUUUUUUUUUGCUACGUGUAGACUGUAGACAUGUUAAAAAUUCGAAUAUUUCGGUGAUUUGCUGGCGAUUUAUACAAAACUCGAGUCAAACCUAACCGGAAUAUACGUUUAGUUUUAGUUGGUCGUUGGAAAAAUGCACACAUAUACAAGAGUGGUACUUUUAUGGCUCAUCGUCGGGGCGUUUUCAGAUGAACAUAAUCACAUAUAUGAAGAUAAUGAAGAAGUAGUAUUAUGGAUGAACACUGUAGGACCCUACCACAACAGGCAAGAAACUUAUGGAUAUUUUUCGUUGCCAUUUUGUGUGGGUUCAAAAGAAACCAUCAGUCAUUACCAUGAGACUCUCAGCGAGGCUUUGCAAGGAGUCGAAUUGGAAUUCAGUGGCAUUGAACUUGAAUUUAAAAGUAACAUAGCCAAAACCGAAUAUUGUGCCGUACAACUAAAUGAAGAAAAAUACAAAGCAUUCGUUUAUGCAGUCAAAAACCACUAUUGGUACCAAAUGUAUAUAGAUGAUCUCCCAAUUUGGGGCGUUGUAGGAGAAGUAAAGGACAAUAACUAUUACAUAUGGACGCAUAAGAAAUUUGAAAUUGGAUAUAAUGGCAAACAAAUUAUUGAUGUAAAUUUGACAUCAGAAGACAAAGUCGAAUUAACGUCGAGUAAAAAAUUAAGUUUCACUUAUGAAGUGACUUGGAAAAAGACUGACACCAAAUAUGAAGAUAGGUUCGAUAAAUAUUUGGAUCACAACUUUUUUCAACACAGAAUUCAUUGGUUCAGCAUAUUCAACAGUUUCAUGAUGGUCAUUUUCUUGGUCGGUCUUGUUUCAAUGAUUCUCAUGAGAACGCUAAGGAAAGAUUAUGCCAGAUAUAGCAAAGACGACGACAUAGACGAUAUCGAGAGAGAUCUCGGCGAUGAAUAUGGGUGGAAGCAAGUGCACGGAGAUGUUUUUAGGCCUGCCUCGCAUCCCUUAUUGUUUUCCGCUAUGAUUGGUGCUGGGCAUCAGCUGACUGUUGUUGUUUUGAGUGUUAUUAUUUUUGCGAUUCUCGGGGAAAUGUACACUGAACGAGGUAUGCUACUCUCAACUGCCAUAUUUGUCUACGCCGUCACCAGUCCUAUAAAUGGUUAUUUCGGAGGUUCUUUGUACGCUCGCAUGGGCGGAAAAUUAUGGAUUAGACAAAUGGUUGCUUCGGCUUUUAUGUUGCCCGUAUUUGUAUGUGGCACAGCCUUCUUUAUCAAUUUUAUCGCCAUGUAUUAUCAUGCGUCUAGGGCUAUUCCAUUUGAGACCAUGAUUGCUGUUGUUUGUAUUUGUACAUUCAUAAUUUUACCGUUGACGCUUGUCGGAACUGUGUUGGGACGAAAUCUCGCCGGACAACCCGAUUAUCCUUGCAGGAUAAAUGCAGUUCCAAGGCCGAUUCCUGAAAAAAAAUGGUUCAUGGAGCCAGGAGUUAUUAUUCUACUUGGGGGAGUUUUGCCUUUUGCUAGUAUUUUCAUUGAAAUGUACUUCAUCUUCACUUCCUUUUGGGCCUAUAAAAUCUACUACGUUUACGGUUUUAUGCUGUUGGUGUUCCUUAUUUUAAUUAUCGUAACAAUUUGCGUAACGAUUGUUUGCACGUAUUUCCUGCUAAAUGCCGAAGACUAUCGCUGGCAGUGGACGUCGUUUUUGGCAGCUGCAUCCACUUCCGCCUAUGUCUACGUAUACGCCAUCUACUAUUUCUUUUUCAAAACAAAAAUGUAUGGACUUUUCCAAACCACUUUCUACUUUGGCUAUAUGGCAUUGUUCAGCGGCGUCCUAGGUCUUAUUUGCGGUACUGUGGGGUAUUUAGGCACCAGUAUAUUUGUCAGAAAAAUUUAUUCGACGGUGAAAAUCGAUUGAGGAGUCCAAAAAAUAGAAAAAAAAAUAAUUGGAUGUUUUUUACUAUUAAAUUUUUUUAUGUUCCAACUGUGCAUAUUUUAACUUGAAGCGGAGUUCUAAUAUGCCAUGUUCAGUGUAUAUAUAUUUGUUGAAAUGUGAUUGAAGAGUGAAUGAAUGAAUCUAUUACAAUCUAUUUUUAUAAUUUUUUGGUGCCAGGACUCUAGAACUAUAUCUCCCGUGCUGUUUUUACAAAUGCUUGUUGAAGUAUUUUACAGUUGAAGUCUUUUUUAAAAUAUCAAGAAAGGUUGAAGUAUAUUACCAAAACAUUUCAUCUGUUUGCAAACUUGGGAUGAAAAUAUUAGAUUGAAAUUUGUCAAGUAAAAAUUAAAGAACUCGCCAACUUGAUAUUCGAGGCUUUUCAGAUUCGAUUUUUUUUUUCCCUAAAAAGUUGCAAACGUCGGAUUGAAUUUUUGUCCAAGAAUCCUUGCUCUAUCCAAGCUAUUCAGGCCUAUGAUGUAUCAUUUUCCUGUUAUUUUAACAGCAACAUUAUGUUAUCUGUCACUGUUUAUUCUACACGUAAAAAUAGAGACAGGUAUAGAUUUUGAGCUGUAACACAUUAACACAACUGUUAAAAUAACAGGAGAGGAAAAAUCAUAGGCCUGAUUAUCUAUUAAUCUUUCCAUUAUAUCUCCAACUUUCUUAUUCAAGCCCUAUGUUUUUUGGGCCACUUAAGAAUAGAAUCGCCUAUGUUAAAUAAAUGUGUGGCCAGUUUUAAAGGUGUUUCUAUUGUGAGGUGGCAAUGUCCUUUGCUUCAUGGGAUCUGUUUUACCAACUUAAUUUUUAUACUGAAAAGCUGCAUGCUCUAAAACAGAUCAUAUGGACUUACAAAUUAUGGAAGUAUGCCUUCACAAUCUUACUAUGUUCUUUUGCUAAUUUCAAAUUAUUUUCCAUGAAUUUUUCAAACCCUAUUCCAAGUAAGCACAUCACUUAUAUGGUUGUGACCAUUUCCUCAAAGGUCAAUUUAUUCACUGCAUUUUUCUAAUGGGAAUAAUAAAAAAAAAUUGUGAUUCGUUUUUGUGUCCUUUAUUUUAGUAUUGUGAAUUAUUGUGUAUCUUUUUUUACUUUAUUGCAAAUACUAAAAAAUUUUGUUACAAAGGGAGGUUAUCACCGACUAGUUAAUUCUUUUAGCUAAAAUUUUGCUUAGAGCCAAAUUAUGGAUCGACUGGUAACGUCUUUGGCAAAUUAAUCCUGCUGUUAAAACUAAAAAUUGAAUGCAAUACAAUGCAUGAUAAAUUUGCCAAUAACGUUAUCAGUCGGUCCAUAACUUGACCACUAAUGGUGUUGUUGGUAACUAACAGGGAGUUGCUAAGCGGUGAACCUAACACUUUGUAACAAAAAGUAUAAUUUGAUAAUUGUACAUAAAUUGGGAAUUUGAAUGAUGUUAAAAUGUGCCUUCUAAUAAUCGGGACAUAUUUUAAUAUUAUUGUUGAAUUGUUUCAUUUUUUUAAACAUUUGUUAAUAAUACCCAAUAGUUAAUUAUUUAAGUAUUAGGAAGUGUAACUUGUAAAGUUAGAAAAAUAAAGAUUUUAAAUUAA
Molecule: messenger RNA, 3464 nt
Organism: Ceutorhynchus assimilis (cabbage seed weevil)
Lineage: Eukaryota; Metazoa; Arthropoda; Insecta; Coleoptera; Curculionidae
Source: the annotation of a GenBank genome assembly